Molecule: messenger RNA, 1579 nt
Organism: Pseudocercospora fijiensis CIRAD86
Lineage: Eukaryota; Fungi; Ascomycota; Dothideomycetes; Mycosphaerellales; Mycosphaerellaceae
Exons: 1
Coding region: 68-934 (288 amino acids)
Molecular function (GO): oxidoreductase activity, acting on the CH-OH group of donors, NAD or NADP as acceptor
Source: RefSeq, a predicted model, not a curated record
GCUCAUCCGUUCCAACUCCGCUUUGAAGUUCAAGGAUGGGCAACUCGACUUCAUCAUCGUCCCAGAUAUGUCUGUGCCAGGAGCUUUCGACGAAGCAUUCCAAGGCGUGAAGUAUAUCAUUCACAUUGCUUCGCCCAUCAGUACAAAGGCCGACGAUGCCGAUACUGAUCUGGAGAAGGCGUUUGUCACAGCUGCCAUCGACAUGACAAGAGAGCUGUUCAAGUCUGCGGGCAAGGCCGACACAGUAAAACGGAUCGUUGUUACAUCUUCAGCUGGCGCUAUCGUGCCAAUGUCCGCAUUUUUCGAGCCCACCAAUACUCCCUUCUCGGCUGAGCUCCGGCAGCCUGAGCUUCCCGGUCCACACGACAAUGCUAUGAGUGCCUACCUUGCUUCGAAGAUCGCGGCUCUGAAUCGUGCUGAAGAAUGGGUCACAGAGCACAAACCGAACUUCGAUGUCAUUCAAGUCCAUCCCAGCUUCAUCCUUGGCCGAGACGACCUGUGCAAGACAAAAGAAACCUUCCAAACAGGCACAAAUCGAUUAGUGCUCAAUCACGCUCUAGGCGUGACGGACUCGCAGGUGCCCGUCCGACCUCCGACUUUCAAUUCGGUACACGACUGUGCUAUGGUUCAUGUCAAAGCACUCGAUCCCAGCGUGGCAGGGAAUCAGAGCUUUAUUGUUUCCAGCGCCGGCGGUGAUGGUUUCGAGUGGAAUCAAGCCAACGAGAUCAUAUUGAAAACCUUUCCCGAUGCCGUGAAAAAUGGCGUCUUGCCCAACAAUGGAUUCACUGCGACCUUGCCUUGCUUGCUCGACGUGGCGAAGACGGAGCAAACUUUCAAUUUCAGGCAUUCUGCAUUUGAGCCUCUCGUGGCGGAAGUGGUCGGACACUAUCUUGAGGUCUUGGAAACAGAGAAGAAGGCUAGUGAGAAGGCAUAAAUCUAAGGCUUUAGACCUCAAGUCAUCCACGACUACAAUCUAGAGGUAGACGUCUGCCAGGGACAUCGAGGCUCGUGUCCAUCACAAGCGGUUUGCUUAGAGGCUGAACUGUUGGUUUCAGCGCUACGAAAAGCGGGCAAUAUUGUAUAAGGACUUCGGCGGCGAGCACUUCAGCCUAGAAAUGCGCCGCUCGCUUCAAGUAUAAGCAAAUCGAGCAGGACCCACAACCUCAAUCAAGCUUGCAUACUCAUUCUGAUCAUGAAUGACCCACCUCCACCCUACCAGAGCUUUGAAGCUUCUGCUAAUCACCCUUUCACUCAAGGACCAGAAGGAAUUGCUCAUCAUUCAAGCGAGCAGUUGCACCACUUGGCCACUGUUGUAGACGUCAAUGCACAGGCCACGAAUUCGUCGUUCGAAUGGUUUGACCAGGAGAUUCAACGCCUUGAUAAGAGAGUCGGACAAUUGGUGUCACUCCCAUCGAGACCAUGUCAGUGCUGCUCAAGAAAUGCUCAUGAUCAGAUAGUAGGUGGGAGUCACUUGAAGAUUGCUAGCAUUUUCGAGCAAGCAGCUAUCAGAGGUGGUGAUAACUGAUCGCUAGCUACGAUUGUUGCAAUCGCGUCAUAGCAUAUACAAGCUUGCUCGAGA